Molecule: messenger RNA, 4209 nt
Organism: Cydia strobilella
Lineage: Eukaryota; Metazoa; Arthropoda; Insecta; Lepidoptera; Tortricidae
Product: NT-3 growth factor receptor-like
Exons: 9
Coding region: 455-2278 (607 amino acids)
Biological process (GO): cellular response to nerve growth factor stimulus; protein phosphorylation; positive regulation of kinase activity
Cellular component (GO): plasma membrane; signaling receptor complex; axon
Molecular function (GO): neurotrophin receptor activity; ATP binding; neurotrophin binding
Source: RefSeq, a predicted model, not a curated record
AGAAAUAAUCGUCAACGACCCCUUUAUCAUAAUGAGGGGUAAGCAAGGGAUUUAAUUUGAGAUAUUUGCUGGGAGAGGCGCGGGCGGGGCUGCAGAAGGCGGGCCAAGAUGUACAGGAUGCCCACUCGGCACUCGACGCCACGCUGGAUCCGUCGCGGGACGCCUCCCGUACGCCGCACGAGAAAACUCGCUGAUAACGCUUUCCACAAGUGAAAAUUUCAAAACAGUGACCAUUGUUACAACCUGUGACUAAAUUCUGACAAGCUGUGACAAACUUAUUGAUUGGAUUCAAAAAGUUAUACUGAUAAACUAAACUAUUCUAAAAUGCGUAUACUGAUAAAUGGUACCGUAUGGAUGUGUGAUAGUGAUAUAUGCACAGUGAAUUCUAGUAACUUUUUGGGCUUUUUGCAAAACUUUCGUGUCGUAUAAUUGGAUUUCGAGCGAGCUCAUCAACAUGGGGCAGCGGAAUCGACGGGAAAAGCAGAAAGGAAAGCGAGUGAGGGUGUUAAGGAGAAGUGAAAGGCUAGAUGGGGCACCUAAUGAACACGUACCGGCAGACCAGGCAACACAUGCAGCACCUCGCAUACCUGGGAGAUGUGCACCUCACUCAUGCGAAGAGGAGAAGGUCUGCGUGCCUGUCAAAGAUAGUCAAGAUCAACACUACUGCGUUGAAAGCAAACAGGGCAAAUGUGAGAGACAUUCUUGCGCUAAUGAAGAAGCUUGUGUCCCUGUACCUAAAACAAAUGGCACAACACUGCAUUAUUGCUUAUGUGUUAAUGGAGGUGAACCGCCUAGUAAAGACUUCAAAUGUCCAAGGAACACAGUGCCAGUAGUUCUGAAGCCAGUCCUGAACGUUCAGCCUCCGAGCAGCACUCGGAACAACUCAGAUGGCGCGAGAUUCACCCUCUCGCCUACGGGAGAAGUGCCCAAUUCAUUGAUCAGUGACGUCCUGCCGGAUUCAGUGGGAACAACUGGUACCGAAACAGGGGUGUACAGUGGAACCGUUAGCAACAAUUCAGCUCUGCUAGCUGCCAGUGCUAUCGUGGGGGCUCUCAUGCUAGUCAUCGUGUUCGCUCUGGUGGUCAUAUGCUACCUCAGGAGACGGAUAUGUGUUGUAGCAGGAAAAGGGCAACCGCGUGUGCGACCAGGAGAACCUCUGCUUGCUGAACGGUAUAUAACGAACCCGCAGUACGGAGUGUGCGGCGCAGGCACGGCUGCGGCCCCGGCGCCGGCGACGCCCGCGGCGCUCCCGGCUGUCACUGCGGACGUAACGGGUGACCAAGUUCCGCUUUUGGACAGGAACGCUUUAACCUUCCUUGAAGAAGUCGGCGAAGGAUGCUUCGGGAAAGUUCAUAAAGGGUUAAUGCGUCUAGAAAAUGCCGAGCAGGUGGUGGCAAUUAAAGUUCUCAAAAAGAGCGCUGGUCGUAGUGCGGAAGAGGACUUUGCGAGAGAAGUUUCUAUUAUGUCUGCAUUCCGACAUUCGAAUAUUUUAAGCCUAAUUGGAGUGGUACACAGAGAAGACACCGACGCAAGCCCAUGGAUGGUGUUCGAGUACAUGGAAUGGGGAGACUUGGCCGGUGUGCUGCGCGGCUGCCGCGGUGGCGGGCGCGCAGGCCCCUCAUUGGACGACGCCGCUCUGCUGCACGUGGCGUUACAAGUAGCUCGUGGCAUGGAGUACCUGGCUUCCCGCCGUUUCGUACAUCGUGACCUCGCCGCCCGAAACUGCCUUGUUGGAGCUAAUCUCACUGUCAAAAUCGCCGACUUCGGAAUGUCACGCGACGUAUACACCUGUGACUACUAUAAAAUGGGUGGCGAGCGGCCCAUGCCAGUGCGAUGGAUGUCCCCCGAGAGCAUAGUUUAUGCCAGGUUUACCCACGAGUCGGACGUGUGGUCCUACGGCGUAGUUCUCUGGGAAAUAUACAGCCGCGGCAAACAACCGUUCUACGGACAUACUAAUUUCGAUGCCUCAAAACUUAUUCUCCAAGGUAUUGUUCUAGUGCCACCGGAGAAUUGUCCACGUUUCGCGUGCGAACUGAUGCGCGGAUGCUGGAGAACGGAUCCCCGGGAUAGGAUAGGAUUCGAAGAGAUUUGUAGAAAAUUGGAGAUAGCUGCGUCGGCAGGUGGAGCGACACAGAUACGGCUGCCGCGACCGCCACCGCCUCCGCAAGACUCGGCCGGGUACUUGAUCCCCGCGCCGCAGCCGCCAGUGGACUACUUGGCUACGAUUCCCGACCCCGAGUCGAGCGAGGAGGAGGACGAGGACGAUGAGUACACGUGACGAGGCGCGGCGGCCGCCGCGAGCCCGGCGGAAGCCCGCCCCUCGGCGCCCGCGUCGCAGUACGUGCCGCGCACCUCGCCGCCCGCCGUAUGCGCUCUCACCUUCUCAUUUCUGCCCCAAAGCACUGUUGCUCAUUUCGAAUGUUAAAACGGAAUAGCGUGAGACAAUGGACGUCUAGGAAACUCGAUGGAAUAAUACUCAAUUAUAAGUACCUAUAGUGUGAUAUUUCCAUAAUAAUUUGUGGCCAAAUUGUUCAUAAUAAUUAAGUAUAAAACGAAUGGUGUUAAAUAAGGUUCCGUAGUAUUUUAAUAAGAAUCGCGAGGAAUAUGUGAUCUAAUUAGGACUUGCCGUGGUGAGACCAAGAGAUGAUUGCGCGAAAAACUCAAGAUUUCGGAAAUAAUUGUUUGUGUAUGGAUUAAAGCUGAGCCUUUAAAUUAUAAAAAAGAAUUCUUAAGUGUUGUGCCAUAUCUACAUAACUGACCAAUAACAUAUACAAUCUACAAUCUGUAUAUUUUUAAAUAACCAUAAUUACGGCUAGAUCUUCUUAUUGGUCAAAUAAAAGAUCGUUAAAAAAAAGUCACUCGUAGAUGAUAUGUAACUGGCCAGUAUACAGUCAUUAUUAAAAAUUAAUAAUGAAAAAAAUGAUGUAGUAUAUACGUUAACUGUAUAGUUAUAUGAAAAAUAUAUAAAUGGCAGUACAUAGUAAUUUUAGUAAAAAGACCAUACCGAAUCUUGAUCAAAAGAAAAACAUCAUAACUGUUAAAUAUGAAAGUAGGUGGAUAUCCCAACUAGCAAAUUAUGUCGUAAAAUUUAUGUUGUUUAUUUACACUAUUAUUGACCAAAUCAUUAGAUAGGUAACUCAAUUAUUCUUAUACUUAAAGUAAAGUAUAAGGUUUCUAAUUUAUAUAGUGGUCGUGCAAUUUGUACAUAAUAAAUAUUAAAACAUAUACCAUUAACAUAAUGUUCAAAAAAUUUGUUAAUUAUUAAUAUGAAUUAAAAAAUCAAAUGUAAUUUUUUCAAUGUUCAUGAGUGUUGUAAUAUUUCUUAGUAAAAUUUUUCUACAAGUAAGUAUUUGUACAAUUUUAUAGUCCUCAGUGGGGAAUAGAAAUAUAAUUCUAAAUUUUUCAUUAUUAUGUAAAGUGAGGCAUGUUUAAUAUUAGUGAUGCGACUAAAUAGAUGACCCAUGGCCUAAUAUUUAGAUCAAUUACUAAUGAACAAAACAUGUAAGCAAAAGCUAAGCAAUUAUAUUUGAAUGUCAGAUUCUUGGCUUAUAUUUGGAAUUGUCACUUCAAUAUUGUAUUUCGAAAAAUAAGAUAUUAGAUUUUAAAUGAACAUACAUUUGCAUACCUAAAUAAAAGAACAUAGUACAUGGGCAAAUCUUCUGAAAUUAGUCUACUCAACCAAAACAUUUAUUAUAAAUAAAUAUACUUGCCAUGUGAUAUGAAUUCUUGUAAAUUGACAUGCCUGCAAUUUAUAAUGUUAUCUGUAUUAUGAAAUAAAUGAAUCUAAUUCUAAAUCUAAAUCAUGUAUAAAAAUGUUCAUGUGACACAUUCAGUCAAUAUAAUUAUUUUCAACACUUUAAUGCCUAUUGCACAUUCUGUAUCAUAUACAUUUUUAUGUUAGGUUAUAAAUCCAAUGAAUACAUUGUAUACAUGUAAUGUCUCAGUCUCAGGUACAAGUAAGUAGAAAAUUCAAAUGUUUAAGGGUAAACAAAACCCUAACAAUAUAUAUAAACAAAAGCAUACAUAUUUUUACAAUAUAAAAAUAUUUGUUUUAUUUUUGACAAACACAGUUGUAAUGCCAAAUACAAAGAAUGAUCAUAGAAGUGUAAACCUUAUAUCCUUUAUUUUUAGUUUGUUCAUAAUAAUAUACCUACAUAUUGCCUCUAUUGGUAUCAUGGGGAUUGGAAUAGUGUUAAUUCCAAAAAGCCU